Messenger RNA from Labrus mixtus (cuckoo wrasse), 3463 nucleotides. RefSeq names its product zinc finger, FYVE domain containing 9b (gene zfyve9b). Gene Ontology annotation, molecular function: metal ion binding. The record is from RefSeq and is a predicted model, not a curated record. The coding region runs from base 98 to 2923 and encodes 941 amino acids. Gene Ontology annotation, biological process: endosomal transport; liver development. Lineage: Eukaryota; Metazoa; Chordata; Actinopteri; Labriformes; Labridae. The transcript has 16 exons. Gene Ontology annotation, cellular component: endosome; early endosome membrane.
GGGAGAGGGGCUGGAGGGGCGAAAUCAUCCUAUCCUCCUCAGGAAGGCACUGCUGCUUGGAACAGUUUCCUUCUGCACUCAGAUGUAACCGGAUAAAAUGCUGAAGUUCUUCUCUUCGCGGGAUGACGAGAAUGAAAGCCUUUUGGCGGCGAUAACUGAGGAUGAAGGAGACAAUCCGUCUCUUCAGGACACCAAGCACCACUGGUUGAACAGACCGUGCCUGCUGGUGCUGAAAGAUGGGGACGUAUCCAAACCUGGGUUGGGAUGUGGCCAAAUACAGCCAGAGUCUCCCUCGAAGACCCCAUCUGAUGCACCAGUGAGAAGCAGCUUUGGCACAUGUGAGCAGAAACCAUCAGAACAUCCUGCCAACACUGCGUCUCCCUCCCAGCUAGAGGAAGGCAGCUGCACUGUGACCUCCAUCUCCACAUGGGGUGAGAGCUGUUUCGGGGAGCCUUCCUGCCCCUUGGUGCUGAGUCCUGCGGAGGCUGCAUGGCCAGAAGAAGAUGUGGAGGAAAAGGAGAAGGAGAAGGAGAGAAAGCCUCAAGUUCUCCCGUCUAAGGAGGACUCUGUGAUCGAGGAGAAGGAGCUGGAGGAGAGCAGGCUGGAGCAGCAAGAGCAGUCCUGCAGCUCAGAGGUGACCACAGCAUCCUCUGCUCCCUCUCAGGAGGAGACGCUCGGCAGGAGGUCCAAGGAGCUGCAGGGUCAGUUUAGGAUGAUCAAAUCUGAGGGAGAAGAUGAGACGGAUAGCAACACUGGUGAUGAGGGAGCAAUGGGGGACUGUGCUGCCUCCCCUGUGGAUCCUGACAACGAGUUACAGUCCAGCCCUGUUGGCAUUCUGUCCAAAGAUCGAGGCACCUUGCUCGGGGAGGUGGCUCCUGUGUGGAUCCCUGAUUCUCAGGCAGAGGUCUGCAUGAAGUGUGGAGUCAAGUUUACGUUUACCAAGAGGAGGCACCACUGCCGUGCAUGUGGGAAGGUUUUCUGUGCAGUUUGCUCCAACCUGAAGUUCAGACUCUUACAUCUCGAUGGAAAGGAGGGACGAGUUUGUGUUUCCUGUCACUCAGCUCUCAUUAGAAGUACACCCCCAAGGGGGAAAAGAAAGGUGUGGUUUGCAGAUGACAUCCUCCCAAGUAAGCAGUCAGAGUCUGCACCGACCACACCGACCAGAGGACCUACGUUUUCUCCACUAAUGAGACGAGCGCUGGGGGGGGCGGUCAGAAGUCCUGUUGGUUCACCGCAGCUCAGGAGAGCCUCAAGGCCACGUGGGACUAAUAUCAAUGAGGCGUGUGGUCCAUACGGCUGGGGCACCACAGCUUUAGUGAGCAGCUCUGUCAACCUCAUCCCCCUGAAUGGCUUGCCGCCAAUCCUCACCUCCACAGGGGUCAAAGGAGAUUACACUGUGGAGGAGCAGCCAUCUGAGAUGUUGCUUAUCCAGGAGCUGGAGAGUGGCCGGCCCAAGCCCCUGGUGUUUGUUCUCAAUGCCAACCUACUUGCGAUGGUCAAGCUGGUCAACUAUGUGAACAGGAAAUGCUGGUGUGUGACGACAAAGGGAAUGCAUGCUGUGGGCCAGGUGGAGGUGGUGGUGCUGCUGCAGUGCUUACCUGAAGAGAAAAGCUUCCCCAAAGACAUUUUCAGCCACUUCAUCCAGCUGUACAGGGACACACUCACAGGAAAAGUUGUGAAACACCUGUCGCUGUCCUUGUUUGGUAGUAGUUUCCUGGGAAGCCAGGAGCAUGCAGGCUUCUUGUAUGUUCGCUCCACUUUGCAGUCCCUUCAAGGUCUACCUCUGCCAAACCAGCCCUUCCUCUUUGGCCUGCUGGUCCAUAGGGCAGAGGUAGCAUGGGCCAAAGCCUUUCCUGUGCGCCUCGUGUUAAGAUUGGGGGCCGAAUACAGAUUUUACCCGUGUCCCCUGUACAGCGUGCGCUUAAGGAAACCUUUGUUUGGGGAAAUAGGCCACACCAUAAUGAGACUGCUAGUGGACUUUAGGAAUUACCGUUACAGCCUUCCAAUGGUGCCAGGACUCACUGUGGAUCUGGAAGCUCAGAGGACCUGCAUAAAGAUACCCACAACUGGGUAUAAUGAGCUAAUGAAGGCUUUGAAUAAGUCCAAUGAGCAUGUGCUGGCCAUCGGGGCGUGCUUCAACGAGACUGCAGACUCCCACCUCAUCUGUGUGCAAGGAGAAGAUGGCCAGUAUCAGACACAAGCCAUCAGCAUCCACAAUCAGCCACGCAAAGUGACUGGAUCAUGCUUCUUUAUAUUCAGUAGUGCACUGAAAGCGUCUGCAGGAUACCUUGCCAAGUCCAGCAUUGUUGAAGAUGGGCUCAUGGUUCAGAUCACUGUGGAAACCAUGGCGGAGCUCCGUCGGUCACUCCGGGAGAGGAAAGACUACACCGUCACCUGUGGGCGGCUUGACCAAUCAGACAGCCAGGAGCUUGUUUGUGUACAGUGGGUGGAGGAGAAAUGCACUGUAAAUAAGGGAGUUAUAAGCCCCAUCGAUGGCAAAUCCAUGGAGUCCAUCAGCAGUAUAAAGAUGUUCCAGAAGUCUGAGUAUAAAGAAAACGGAAAGAUCAUCCGCUGGACUGAAGUGUUCUUUCUGCAGAGAGCGGAUCAUCCCAAAGGAGAUGCAUUCGACUCUGCAGAGCAUAACCGCUUAACGGAGCGGAUCGCCCGGGCGUUUUGCCUGGCGCUGUGUCCACACCUCAAACUGCUGAAAGAGGACGGGAUGGCUAAACUGGGGCUGCGUGUCGCUUUUGAAUCUCAAGAGGUGGGAUUUGUGGCAGGCAGCAAUGGGCAGCCCCUCCCAGCUCAGUACCUCAACGCCCUGGAUAGCGUGCUCAUCCCCGUCAUACACAGCAGGGGUCGCAAGAGAGGUGACGAGCCUAUAGUGAUGGAGUUUAUCUUUUACAUCCUGGAGAACAUCACUUAGAGCGCAGAACACAUGUAUUUCAUCUCUCUAACCCUGACCACAACUCUGACUCUGGCACUCUCCAUCAAGUUCUGCCAUCAAUUUCAGGGUCGAUAAAAGCAUUCAAAGGGCGAACCAGACUACAUCUAUGGUCUGCAUCCAUCACACCCAUUCACAAAAGUAGAGAGAAAGGGUCUGACUCUUUGUGGUUCUCUGAUCUCACACUGCCCUGCAGUAGACAAUCUGGGUACGCAUGCCACCUAGGACACAUCAGAUCAGGGUACAGCAUUGUACAGUAGUAGCAACUUUGUAGCUUCAUAUCAUUCAUUGUUCAAUACACAUGCCCAUGAAGAAAUAACCUUUAAUAUGGGUGCUGGAUUCAGCCCCACAACCUUAAUGCAAAGAGAAAAAGAGAAUGACUUAAAGUCCUUUAUGUAGUAGAUCUGUAGCAAUUUGAUGCACACUGAAUGAAUGCCUAAAGAAUGUUUUCUUACUGGAAUCUAUUUUAAAAGAUUGCUCGUGAAAUGUUAUGUCAGCCUGGAAUUAAACUUGCAACAAUGA